AUGGUAACUGUCAGACCAUUCACUUGUUUUGACCUGCUCAAAUACGGAAACAUUAACCUGGAUAUGUACACAGAAACUUAUAGUAUCAGUUUUUAUCUGCAUUAUUUAGCGAAAUGGCCAGAGUAUAUGCGAGUGUUAGAAUCACCUACACUUAACUGUUUCAAAAUGACUUCUGAAAGCUUUUCAAAUGUUGUACACUCUGAUAUCGAACAGAACGUAAAGGGUUGUACAGUUCCAUCACGCAAAGAAGCAUCAAUACCAUCUUCUUGUCAACGACUUAUGGGUUAUAUGAUGGCGAAAUCAGAGGGUCAUGGGACCGAUUGGCAUGGUCAUGUCACUGCAUUAUCAGUGGCUCCUGAAUAUCGUCGUCUAGGAUUAGCUACUCAACUAAUGCUGGAAUUGGAGGAAACUUCUGAACGAAAACGCUGUUACUACGUUGAUCUAUUUGUACGUGCUUCUAAUAAGCUAGGAAUAGAUAUAUAUUCUAAACUGGGCUAUAUCAUAUAUCGCAGGGUACUGAAUUAUUACUGGGGUUCAGUUGAAGAUGAAGAUGCUUUCGAUAUGAGGAAAGCACUAUCAAUGGAUGUGCUUAAGAAAUCUAUCAUACCGUUAACAAGGCCUAUACGUCCUGAAGAACUAGAACAUCCGUGA
Heterobilharzia americana is the source of this 651-nucleotide messenger RNA. NCBI's taxonomy places the organism in Eukaryota, Metazoa, Platyhelminthes, Trematoda, Strigeidida, Schistosomatidae. The record is from the annotation of a GenBank genome assembly.